Messenger RNA from Cinclus cinclus, 1273 nucleotides. RefSeq names its product LIM domain only 3 (gene LMO3). The transcript is spliced from 4 exons. Gene Ontology annotation, biological process: positive regulation of transcription by RNA polymerase II. Bases 1 to 471 code for a protein of 156 amino acids. Lineage: Eukaryota; Metazoa; Chordata; Aves; Passeriformes; Cinclidae. Gene Ontology annotation, molecular function: transcription coactivator activity; DNA-binding transcription factor binding. Gene Ontology annotation, cellular component: nucleus. The record is from RefSeq and is a predicted model, not a curated record.
AUGCAGAAAAAGGAGAAAAGUUUUGGUAUACAAAUGCUCUCAGUCCAGCCAGACACCAAGCCGAAAGGUUGUGCUGGCUGCAACCGUAAGAUUAAAGACCGAUAUCUUCUAAAGGCCCUGGACAAAUAUUGGCAUGAAGACUGCCUGAAAUGUGCCUGCUGUGACUGUCGCCUGGGGGAGGUGGGCUCUACCUUGUACACCAAAGCCAACCUUAUCCUUUGUCGCAGAGACUAUCUGAGGUUAUUUGGCGUUACAGGAAACUGUGCUGCCUGCAGUAAGCUCAUACCUGCUUUUGAGAUGGUGAUGAGAGCAAAGGACAAUGUUUAUCACCUGGACUGCUUUGCAUGUCAGCUUUGCAAUCAGAGAUUUUGUGUUGGAGACAAAUUUUUCCUGAAGAACAACAUGAUUCUGUGCCAGACAGACUAUGAGGAGGGUUUAAUGAAAGAAGGUUAUGCACCCCAGGUUCGCUGAUCGGAUGCCACAUCAUUAAGAAUAAAAAGCACUAUGUUCUUUUAUCUUUUUUGCUCAACAUGUAUAUAAGAAAUGACACAGGAACCUACUGAAUAGCAUAGAUAUAGGGAGACAGAAUGGUUGCGUGAAAUAAAAGGCGGACUGCAUCUGUAUGUAGUGAAAAUUGCUCCAGUUCAGAGUUGAAUGUUAAUUAAAAAGGUACUGUAUAUAAAGCUGGAUUCUUUUUGCUUGCUCUUGGGAUUUUUCGGUUCGUUUGGGGUUUUUUUUUGUUUGUUUCUUUUUGUGUCAUUUGGCAUGAGAUGUUUAUUUUGGACUACUGUACAUAAUGUAUUGUAAUAUUUGAAGCACAAAUGUAAUACAGUUUUAUUGUGUUACCAUUUGUGUUCCUGUUUGCUUCUUUGUAUUGUUGCAUUUAGUACAAUCAGUGUCUAAACUUACUGUAUAUUUAUGCUUUCUGUAUCUACCAGCUAUUUUAAAUGAGCUGUAUCUUUCUAGUAAAAAGCAUUAAAGAGCAAAUCCCAACCAUUAUGCUACACUUAGAGCUUAAGAAUACUGUUUACAUUAAAACUAUUUAGAAAACUAAUAACUAGCAGCACCUGCUGCUAAUGAUGCUAUGGUUAAGGGUCUAUCAGCACUUCUCUUAUAAGCCUCUAUUUUUCAGGGGUUAAGCAUCUGCUGUUUAAUUGCAUGGAUUUUCCUCAAAGAGCACUUUUAUUUUACUACAAAAUUUUGAAAAGCAAAUCUGACUGGUUUGAGAUAUAUUAUAAAAGGUGCAAAAGUUAAUGCUUUUGGGUGCUGCUUU